AUGCUGGCGGACCGUAUACACUUCUAUCAGAAUCAUUGGUGUUCUCGUUGUUUGGGUCUGUUGUUCCAGCUUUAUAUCUCCGUCGUGGGGCAGAGUUAUCAACAGCAGAAAACCUUCAAGACCUUGAAGCGAAAUAGAUGGCUUUUUCCUAUGUCAUAUCAUGAUUCUCUCGAUUCCUAUCUAUACAUUCGCUAUAUCUCUACUGCUACUCCUCUUCGCUAUAUCUGUGACGGCUUCCUAUCCUCUUCGGAUUUGGCUCAGGUUUUGACCGUAGUGACUUUUGCCCUGCUUUUCGCGUAUCUGCUUGUUUCUAUCCUCCCGUCGCCAUUCUAUUCGCGACUUUAUGGGUUCUUGUGGGGGAAGAGAAACUCGGAACCUGACGACAGCGAGGAUGAGUUGGACGGAGAGCUUCAUGAGAAGGAGGGCGCUUAG
Molecule: messenger RNA, 432 nt
Organism: Suillus paluster
Lineage: Eukaryota; Fungi; Basidiomycota; Agaricomycetes; Boletales; Suillaceae
Exons: 3
Coding region: 1-432 (143 amino acids)
Source: RefSeq, a predicted model, not a curated record